AAGCUUUCAGCAGCCAACAAAAAAAAUUAAAUCUAGAAAAAAAAAUGAACUGAUUCAGCUCACCUCAACAGUCAAAGUCACCCAUAAACAAAAUCCAUUUACUCUAUUUUCCCUCUUUCUCUCUCCUCCUUUUCGUGUGUGUCCAUAAGCAGCAAAAUUUAUAUCUGUGUUUGUCUCUUUAAUCCCACCUGUUGGAUAUUCUGAAGUAAUCAAGGUUCUGAUCUGUGAAUCUAAGGUUUAAGACGAAGUGGUGGUGCUAAAUGCAGAGGCAGACAAGGGCUAUGGAGAGAUCCAAUAGUAUGAGGGGCAAACGGAGUUUGGAUAGUGGCGGCGGCAGUGGUGGUGGGGAUGAUGAACAGCCGGAGCGCAAGCGGCCGGCUUUAGCUAGUGUGAUUGUUGAAGCUUUGAAGGUGGACAGCUUGCAGAGACUUUGUUCAUCAUUGGAACCUAUCCUCCGUAGAGUUGUCAGUGAAGAAGUGGAACGUGCUCUGGCUAGGAUAGCCCCCGCCAAAAUCAAUGGGAGGGCUUCGCCAAAAAGAAUUGAGGGAUCCGACGGAAGGAACUUGCAGCUGCAUUUCAGAUCAAAACUAUCACUUCCUCUGUUCACAGGAGGCAAAGUUGAAGGAGAGCAAGGUGCUGCAAUCCAUGUUGUAUUAAUUGAUGCCAACACAGGUCAUGUGGUGUCAUCUGGGCCUGAAUCAUCCAUGAAGCUUGAUAUUGUUGUGCUUGAAGGUGAUUUUAACAAUGAAGAUGAUGAAGAUUGGUCUCAAGAAGAGUUUGAGAGCCAUGUAGUAAAAGAACGUGACGGAAAGAGACCGCUUUUGCAUGGGGAGUUGCUUGUCACUCUCAAAGAAGGUGUAGGUACACUUGGAGAACUUACAUUCACUGAUAAUUCGAGUUGGAUAAGGAGCAGGAAGUUCAGGCUGGGCCUCAAGUUGGCCACAGGAUCUUGUGAGGGCAUGCGUAUACGUGAAGCGAAAACAGAAGCCUUUACUGUCAAGGAUCACAGAGGGGAAUUAUAUAAGAAGCACUAUCCUCCGGCCCUUACUGAUGAUGUUUGGAGAUUGGAGAAGAUUGGGAAAGAUGGAUCUUUCCACAAGAGGCUGAAUACCGCUAGGAUUUAUACCGUGGAGGAUUUUCUCCGACUUGCGGUCAGAGAUCCUCAAAAAUUGAGAACGAUUCUUGGUAGUGGCAUGUCUAAUAGGAUGUGGGAUGCUCUCAUGGAGCAUGCAAAGACAUGUGUUCUGAGUGGAAAGCUGUAUGUUUAUUAUUCUGAUGAUGAAAGAAACGUUGGCGUGGCAUUCAACAAUAUAUAUGAGCUAAGUGGUCUAAUUGCUGGAGAACAAUUUAUUUCUGCCGAUUCUCUCUCGGAUAGUCAAAAGGUAUAUGUUGAUACCCUUGUGAAGAAAGCAUAUGACAACUGGCAUCAGGUGAUAGAGUACGAUGGCAAGGCACUUUUGAAUUCUAAACAGACCAGACGGACACGUUCAUCUCAGAAUGAGUUAACCAUGAAUACAAUCAAUUAUUCAAAUCCUAUUGAUAGUCAGUUAGCUCUACCUCGGCUACCUGUUGCAGUUUCUUCUGAGCAGGGGUUGUUAGAGAAUAAUGUAGUGACUCCAGGAUAUAAUGAUAAUCUGGUAAACAGAUUCCCUAAUCAUCAGUCACAGCUGAUGAAUCCCAUCUCACAUAAUCAGUUUGAGAGCACCUCAUUUUCUCAGCAUGGUCUGAUCGGCGGCGGCAGUUCAGUACAAACCCAUAUUAUUGGGAAUGAUAACAGAGCAUCAGGGUUGGCCGCCGUUUCUGGAUCUGAAUUUCAGGUUAUACAACAACCAUCUCAGCCGUCCAACAUCAACCCUUACGAUGACUGGCCACAGAACCAGAUUUCAGAGGAUGACAUCCGCAACAGAAGUCACGAGUUACUUGAAAGUGAUGAUAUGCAGCAGCUUCUGAGACUUUUCAGCAUGGGUGGCGGCCAUGUAAAUAUGACUGAUGAAGCCUUUUCAUCAUACCCGUCAUUCAUGCCUACACCAUCUACAUACAAUAGCUUCGAGGAGGAUCGCAGUCGUUCUGGUAAAGCUGUUGUUGGUUGGCUGAAGAUAAAGGCGGCUAUGAGGUGGGGUUUCUUUAUCAGGAAGAAAGCAGCAGAGAGGAGGCGUGCACAGCUUGUGGAGUUGGAUGACUGAACUCAGCUAGUUUGUUAAUGGGAUCUAGCAACCAUAAAAGUGUCUUUUGUACAGUAUCCUCCUGUACAGUGAUUUGUAAUUCUUGUAACCUCUGUCAUUUUAACUUGAACCUCCUUCUUCAUAACUUUGUUCAAUCUGUCGCGAGUUUUUGAUUUUAUAGGAAAUGCAGAAAUGCUGAUGGUGUUGUUUCACCUGUACUUUAGGGAGAAAAUUCUAACGAAGGACUGAUUCUCUAUAUAGUCUUGUAUUUUUAUUUAUAUCUGGAUGAACUGUCUUUUCAACUUUGGUAUAUGUAUAUAGGCUUCUGGAACA
Messenger RNA from Spinacia oleracea (spinach), 2495 nucleotides. Its product is annotated as calmodulin-binding protein 60 B. The record is from RefSeq and is a predicted model, not a curated record. Bases 261 to 2183 code for a protein of 640 amino acids. Gene Ontology annotation, molecular function: DNA-binding transcription factor activity; sequence-specific DNA binding; calmodulin binding. Gene Ontology annotation, cellular component: nucleus. Lineage: Eukaryota; Viridiplantae; Streptophyta; Magnoliopsida; Caryophyllales; Amaranthaceae. The transcript has 9 exons. Gene Ontology annotation, biological process: regulation of salicylic acid biosynthetic process.